Brassicogethes aeneus is the source of this 3659-nucleotide messenger RNA. The record is from the annotation of a GenBank genome assembly. NCBI's taxonomy places the organism in Eukaryota, Metazoa, Arthropoda, Insecta, Coleoptera, Nitidulidae.
CUUUGUUUCUGUUCCUUAAACUCUCGAUUUCGUUGUGCAGUCCGCUAAGCAUCAACUGGUGUUGUUCUUGCAGAAAGCGGAUGUUCUGCUCCAGCUGCGCCACUCUUGAGGCCUCCUGCGUCUUGGGACCAUCCAGAUUUUUGAAGGAAAGCUCUGGAGUCCUAGACACAGCCACAACCUCGCCAUUAACGUUGCCCAAGCUCGUUUUAUUCACCUACGAGUUAAAAAAUACUGUCAAUCGAGUUUUAGUUCUUUCUUAGUGAUUAUGACGUGUGAAACUGGCUUACCCCGUUGACCUGGGCGAAAGGCUGGACGGGCAACUUAGCAAUCACUUUAGAGGCCAUAACCCAGCAAUUUGGAAACGAAAGCUGUUUCGACUUGCACAGUCGGCUCAGGCGUAAACAAAAGACGAUCGAGCAGGUUGCAUGGGUGUUUGGAUCGUCAAGAUGCCGGCGGUGCGCGACUGUCAACUGUUUCUGCAGAGGGUUGCUCGAUGAAACUCUAUCCAACCGAGCUGUUACCGGUUUAAGUUGCCGAAUUGAGUUGUUUUUUUAUUGUUACGCGCUUUAUUUGCGGUAUUUUCGACUGUGAUUCACACCUCGCGAAUUUAUUGAUCGGUUACGACGCGUCGCGACGGACAUGCUCCAAACUACCCUCGAGAAAAGGGUGGGGGGAUAAAGUUGCCUAUCUUUGGUUUUGAAGUUUGGCACAAAAUUUGAUUUAAGUAUAAUUUGCUUAGGCUACGAAUACAUUAAAUUUCUUUUAAAUAUUAACCCAUCCUUAAAUUAAUAAGAUUUUAUUUCUUAGCUUAGAAAAGUUUAUAAACGAGGUGCAUACUAUACUUUUUCUACGACAAAUACUUAUUAUUAUCUUAAAAUGAUUUAAAUCAAAAAUUUGUAUAGAGCGCCAUCUAUGAAACAAUAGGGGAAUCUGUGUGUCACCGUCAAAUGUCACAUUUUUACAUUUUAUAAACACAGAUUAUAAAGGUCAUAAAUCGAAAUGUAUUUCUUGAAAAUUGUCAGUUUUUUACAGUGAAAGUAAAGAAAAUGUUUUAUGAGCACUUUACAGUGUAGUCCGUGCCCGAAUUUAAGUUAUAUAAACUUUUCAAAUAUUGGCGUUGAAAAACUAUUUAAUACUUUUGUAUUUUUGUAUUGAGAUAAUAAAAUAAUUUUCACAUUUAGUAUUAUUUUACAAGAAAGGCACUUUAUUUUAACGAUUUUAUGACAUUUGACAACUGUAAACUAACUUAAAACUAACUUCAGCCCGUGACUAAAAACCUGUUGCUAACUUCAGCCCCGGCUAAAGCGCCAUAAAGCCACAACUUGUCAAAGUGUAUUUAAAAGGUCACUUAGUGUCAUGGAAAUAUGUACAAUAAAAGGCGUUUUAAAGGUGGGAGUAAAAAAAAUAAUAUAUUAGUUUUUCUUGAAAUAAGAAUAAGUUUACCCUUGCACCUAACAUUGAAAUUAUAUCCUAAUAAGUAUAGGUUAGUUCCUAAUUUAAAUUCCAAAUAGAUAUCUAGUUUCUUCCAAUAGAACGCGAAUGUAAAACACCCUGUACAAAAGGUUGUACUUACCACAACUUUUCCUAAUACUUGGGCCCCAUUUUCGGAAAUAGUCGGGGAUAAAGGGGGCAAUAUUAUGGUAUUUAAAGGCACCUUUCUGUCGACUAAAGAAGUGCUUCUGGAGAUCCUCAAUUUCAUUCUUUUUUUCUAUGAUUAUUUCAAAAUUAUUGUCACUAAACCACUAACUGCGUCAGCUUAUCCCAGUAAAAAUGUUAAUAAAUGAUUUAAACAUUGAUAAAAUGUCACUCUACUACUACUAAUCGACUAUUAUAUUGGAAACACCAUCCCUCUCUGAUACAAUGAAUUUCCUAUAUCCAUCCCUUUUCUAUCUUCAUUGGCCAGGAAGUAUUGGUUGACUUGUUAAAGUCGUCACCAUGGUAACUUGGUCAGCUGUCGUUUAAAAAACGUAAAUACCAACAGAGGGGUUGUCACGUUUGAAGGUUCAGUGUGUUUUUCGUAAUUGUGUUAUAAUUUUUUAAUGUUUUAUUUUUGAGUUUACAUGGAAGGACUUAAAAGUACAAUCCUCAAGCAAGACAUAGCUUUAGCGAAAAAACUUCAAAAUGUUGGGAAUUGGAAGAAAAGACUCAACUUCAACGAUGAUGAGUUAAGAGAGCGCCAAAAGAGCAAAUUCCAUGGCCACCCGAGGGCAAUCGACGAAUCUGAAGAAGAAUCUGAUCCAUCACCACCCACACCAUCUUCAAGUGUGUCUUCAAUAAACGCCAAUUUGUUCAAGGAAGAAAUAAUCAGACAGGCACUAAACGGCAACCAAAUGGUCAAAGACUUCUCUGUUAUGCUCAACCAGGAGCAAAAUCAUGACUACGUUUCCCCCAAAAAUGAUCUAAUAUUUGGGGGCGACAACCUGGACUUUCUGCAAAAUUACAACAAAUCCAUGAAGGACAUAAGAACCAAGAAGUAUGUGGACUCGGCAAUCGAAAUGAAAACCUCGGAGAACAGGCGGAGUAAGGUGCGCGUUUUCGAAGAAAAAAACAGGCGCAAAUUGAAGAUCGACAACAGAAAGUGCAGCAACGUGCAGAAGAACGACAUCAUCGACUCCCUCUUCGAUAAGAAGUUUAAGUUGGUGGUCGAAAAAAUUCUGCAUGGUUUGAACGAUGUACUCUUGAUCUUGGAAAAAGGUACUCCUGAAGCUGAUGGUGAAGAGGAUUACGUCAAGAGGUUCGAUAGGGUGAAAGGUUUUUCGUCGAGGUUCGUCAUGAAUUACCUUUAUCCGUUGGAACAACAGUUGAAAUAUUUCGAGCAUGGAAAACCUCAAACCCCCAAUCAAAAAUUGAUAACCUGCUACCAUUUGGUUUGCCAAGGGGUGCAGUCGUACCACAACCACCUACCCACAUCUGUGGGAAAAUGUGCCUUUGAAAAGAUGAUUUCUCUUAUGUCAGAUUUGAUAAAAAUCUGCGAUAUCCAUGUGGGCCUGAUAGAGAAUUUAGAUGAAAGUAUAUCUCAGGAAUACAUUUAUAGCCUUAAAAAGAAGGCUGAACAACUCAUACCCAAAUUGACAGAAAUAUUUCGCUCCAAAUCCAAUGAGAGUUUACUGAAAUCAAACAACACUAGAACGAGUUUGGUGUCAAAAAACGCAAAAAGUACAAAAAAUAAUAAAAAUAGGAAGUUCCAAAAUCGAUAUGCAAUGUAUUCAUCAUCAAAUUUCUACAGAAAGGAUGUUGCCUUCAAAAAGGCUAUGGACCAAGUAUCAAAAAAAAAGUUCGAUGUAAAAUCUAAAUACAAGACGGCAACGUUUAAGCACAGACCACCAGUGGAAAAAAUUGAGGAAACCAAUGGUAACAUUUUCCAAAAUCCAAAAUCGUUUUUCGCCAAAAGAUCCUCCAGUAUAAUUCGAUCCAGUCCAGUUUUGAGUGCUAGAAUUGACGAUACUGUCAAAACCCAAAUUGAGGUCGAGACUCUGCAACCUCACACCACGCCCAACGACAGUAAGGAGUGCAGAACCACUUAUGUUAUGUUAUUACUAGACCUGGUGGCUUCCCAAAAGCCCCAUUCUAGACUAACAGUGAAACAAGCAAAAAUAAAAAAUAAUCAUUUUCACUUAGGGGACAUCUCAAUAUAUUCAUCCAUAUUAACAUUACACUGA